AUGCACACGCACAACACGCACAGCCCUGCGCGCUACUUUAUGCUCAAGCGCGACCGCGGGCUUCCCCUGAAAGUGGACUGGCUUGUGCCGUGCGGCGCCAAAGGCUCCGGCCAGCUGGUGGUCACCAGCGCCGAUGGGUCGAGUGGCGGCUUCCUGGACGCCAGGGCCACCUUCACCGUGAACGCAGCCUGCGCUGCCGCAACCUGCCCUGGUGCCAAGGCUGCCGCCGCCGCACCUGCGGCCGCUGCUGCGGCAUCGGCCGCGCCUGCGGCCAAACCCGCGGCCAGCCCCGCUGCUUCGUCCACUGCGCCCAAGGCCGCCGCCGCGCCUGUAGCUGCUGCCGCGCCUGUGGCCGCCGCCACCACCAAGGCCGCCACCACCACCAAGGCCGCCGUGGUGGCGCCUGCGUCGGCGUCCAACGCCACAGUGGUCCCUGGCUGCACUCAGUCGGCUUACGGCUACUCCUGCGUCACCACGACCCGCAAAAACACCAAGGUGCACUACUCACUGGGGGGCGCGACCGCCCCAGACAAUGUGUGCACUCGCGGCGCGUCACCUGCGCCGCCGGCAAACGCGGGCCAGAGUAUGCAUUUUCUUUAUGAGGGCCAGGAGUCGGGCUGGGCCUCUGCUGGCUUCACCGCGACCGCCGGCGCUAUGUACCCCGCCGAUGUCGUGCUGGGCUACAUAGACGCCAGCGGCAGCCCAAAGGUGGCCAGCUACCACCUGGUCAGUUAUGAGGUCGCUCCAGAGGACGCGACGACCGGCUGGGCCUACAGCAUGGGCGUCGUCCAGCAGGACGGCAAAACCAUCGUCUGCUUUUCCAGGCCCGUCGACGCGCCCGCUGCCAAGGCAUCGCCCAAGCUGAACCUUCCGGGCACUCAAAACAUGAUCUGGGCCAGCUCUGACAAGUCCCGUCUCGCACAGCACAACAUCUUUGGAUCCUACUCACCAGACCUCCGCCCCCUCGUCGCGGCGGCCGCGGGCGACGCCGCCCGCGCCGCCGCGCUCUCCGCCGCCGUCCCGCCGCUGCCCGCGGCUUCCGACGAGGACGCCGCCGUGGCCCGUGCGCAGCGCGCGCGGUGGGCGCACGGCGCGCUCAUGCUCGCCGCCUUUGUGCUACUUAUGCCGACGGGCAUCCUGACGUCCCGCCACAAGUGGCUCUUUGGUGACAAGGACGCGGGGAAGAUCAAGGGCCACUGGUACCACGCCCACAUCUACAUCCAGUCCCUGGCGAUCGUGCUGGCCAUUGCGUCGACGAUCCUGAUAUUCGCUGUGUUUGGGCGCAACCGCCAGCGCGUUUCGGACCUGUACACGCCGCACAUGGGGCUGGGCCUCUUUGCGGUGGCGGCGGCAUUCAUCCAGGGGUUCAUCGGGCGGUUCAGGCCGGUCAUCGCCGAUCCCAAGCGCUCCGCAUGGCGUUUCCUGCACUAUGGCUGGGGAUGGGUCAUCGUCCUCGCGGGGAUUGCCAACUGCGGCAUUGGCAUUGCCCUGAUCUACGCCCUGCAGGAAGACAACCUGGCCUACUGGGUCGGCCCCGCGGCCGCCGUGCUGGGGCUGCUGCUCUUUGCUGCGGUGCCGCUGGAGUUUGUGCGCGCCAAGCUCAUGCGCGUGGGCCACUACAACCCCACGGACCACUCCUUCCACCCCAAGUCUGAGCAAUCCAUCACGCCUGAGGGCUCCUACGCCCCCGAGAAAAAGCAGCUCGUCCCCAACGGCGCAGCCUGA
Molecule: messenger RNA, 1725 nt
Organism: Monoraphidium neglectum
Lineage: Eukaryota; Viridiplantae; Chlorophyta; Chlorophyceae; Sphaeropleales; Selenastraceae
Exons: 9
Coding region: 1-1725 (574 amino acids)
Source: RefSeq, a predicted model, not a curated record